ACUUAUCGUACAUCAAGCCGUUUAUCAAAUUACAAACGUGAAUUAACUGUGACAGUUUUGCGGCUUCUAUUCGUAUUUCAGCGGUAAAGUCAGCUGUCAUUAUUGAUUUUCCUAACGCUGCGACUGCCACGCUGUCUUGUGUCAAGACAGAAAACUAAAGAUUUUCUCGUGCUUCCACUGUCGUCUGCUGAUUGCUGAAGCUCAAAUGCGUAAUCUUCGGUGUUGUUGAAGCUAAUAGAAUGUCAGUGUAGUAGUUGUGAGCUAAAUUCAAUAACUCGAUGGACACUCAUCACGUUUUCAGUGUGGUAGUAAGAAAGCUCGUUUCUGUUGGAUUCCAUUAAACUCUGUAUUCCGUAAAUUGAAUAACAUGGAAGGCUGAAUUGAGUGAGAUUGUAGCUCACUUCAAAUUUACCAGCAAUGUGUAACCCAGUCGGUCUGUUCCUUUUUGUAGUUUGUUUAAUAUCUAGAGACUCUCUUGUUGGAAGUACAAUCCACUCAAGUGACACUGCAAAUAAUGUGAAAGCAGGUAGUUUGGUUCAACAAGAACCUAUUAGCAAAAUAGCGAAACGACAUGGUCAAGUGUCUGACAGUUUUCAGACGUGUGCCGAUAAUUUUGACAUCCACGAAGAUCAGAUAAUUAGGACUCAGGACUCGCGAGCUCUGGGUGCCAAAUACAUUGACGAGAGAGAUGUGCCUUCCAGGGAUGAUUGUCUUCGUCUCUGCUGCGAAACGGCUGAUUGCGAUGUCUUUGUAUUCGAGGAAAGGAGCCCAGGCAGCUGCUAUCUGUUCCAGUGUGGUCCUCAGAAUGAUUUCAAGUGUAAAUUCACAAAACAUCACAACUACACGAGUGCAUUCCUCACUGCCAACCAUCACCAACACAUGACUGAGCUGGAAAGUCAGAUUAAGCUCACAAAGCACGAACAUGAACUGACUCAGUUAAGACAACCUGGCGAUGUAGCAACUGCAGUUGUGCCAACCUCAGACAUUACAACACCUUCUGGCAAUAAGGAGACCGAACAGGUUGUUCCAGCCACUUCCAAUAUUCAGUUACCCAUCAAUCGUCGCUGCAGCAGAUACCAAUUCGAGUGCAAGGGUUCAGGCGAGUGUAUAGCUAUUUACAAUGCAUGCGACGGAAUACCGCAGUGCUCUGACGCUAGUGACGAAGGGCCUGAACUGGGAUGUCCUGCUGUCUUGACAACAGUUGGCCCCGUCGAGAAGAUCGUGAAGGAAGCUCCCUCGUCAAUUGGGAGCAUGAAACCAGUGGCCAGCAAAACAUUGGAUGCCGUGAACCAGGCCAGUCCAAUCCAGCAGCAGAGUGACAACGUUCCUAUUGUUAGCAAACAAUUCAAGAGUUCGUCAUGGCCUCAACAGCAACAAUCAUCUUAUGGUGGAUUGGAGAAACAACAACAGACCGCCGUCCAAAUGCCGGAAUACGGCAGUCAGUUGCGUCAGUCACCUCCACUCAAGCAACAGAGCUUGGUGGACACAGGCAGUUACCCUGUGAACAGCGCAGGCGCAAUCUUGCCCCAACAGCUGACUCCUCAACAACAGCUGAUGCACCACCAUUCUGCGCAUGCGCAGCAACAACAGCAGCAGUUGACGCAGCAACAGCAGUUGGUGCAUGCGCAGUCACCCGUGCAGCUGAUGAACCAGGCCAAGGUGUACGGUCGGGAGGGGGAGGGGCUGUUGUAUCAGCAUGUUGCCCCCCCGGACAGCAUGCAACAGUGGCCGGCUUCCUACCAGCAGGAGAACCCAGCAUCAAUCAUGCAACAAAAUCACAUCUCACCGUUCCAUGCUAACGCCAAUAAUAAUGGAAUGAGCCAGAUUUUCAAUCAUAAAGGAAGUGGACUGAUUUCACAAGCAGAGAACAAUAACAACCAGUUGAGUGAGUCACUGCAGAACGAUUAUAACAAUCACUACAACUACAUUGACAAUUCGCAGGGAUUCAGAAUGUUUCCUCAAAUGCCAUUGCAGAAGAACUGGCAAAACACUCACAUGCAGCAUGAGAUGAGUAACAUAGAAGACGGCAUGAUGAGUGGGCGAGAUGAGGCGGGCCAAAUGCAAGGGGCUGCCAUAGCGCCAGACUAUUACUACGAGGAGAGCACCAACCUCAGGAGCAAGCUGCAACAACAACAGCUGCAGCAACAGCAACUGCAACAACAACAGCAGCAGCAACAACAGCUGAUCAAUCAGAGAGUGGCACCACCUCCCCACAAGCAAUCGCCUCACAUCCUGAAUAUCGUUGUCGACCAAGAUGAUAAGGUGGAUAAAAUCUCUCCAGCAGAAGUGACUCUGGAUCACGUGAAUCAUGAUCUGCCGUCAUCGGCUGGGCAGGGCACUGUCAAGAAGGACUCGGCUCAUCACACUCUCCCGACUUCGGCAGCUCCUGUCCCCACUGACAAACCAGAAGCUGUAGCUUUAGCUGCGGCAGCAAAAGCUCAGAGCCUUGACAACCUGAACUACCAUCGCCGCAUGGAACAGCUGACUGCCGAAAUAUCGCUGAGAGAGACAACUUUCGAAAGCAGCUCUUCCCAUGUCAACGAUAGUCCCAGUGGUGCUAUACUGUCUCUCACUAUGGGUAUGUGCGUAACUGGCGUGAUGAUAAUAAUAGUCGGCUGCAGGAUGAGAACUGUAAGAAGAAGGAUGCGCAGAGGCGGAAGAUCGUCUUAUGCGCAUGAUGCCGAUUUCCUAGUCAAUGGAAUGUAUUUAUAAACAAAAACUACCACUACUUAAUACAAUACUAGUCAUUCGUCAGUAUGUAGAUGUCUUCAGUUGUUUCUUUUUCUAUUGUGAAUAGCAAAAUUUAUAUUUGAUAUAAGACAAAAUUGUUGUUGGAUAUUAUAUAUAGUCGCUCGUAUCUUGUUGACUAAUGAAUAAACUUUUCAAAAUAAAUUUGAAAUUAACAGCAUUGUUGCACAAUAAUACAUAACUAGUUGAAAGUUUGCUGUUGUGAUAGAAUAUAAAUAAUCACAAUAAAAUAUCUAAAAGCAGACAUUAUUGGUGUCUUUCACUAUAUUAAUCGGCUAUUAUGAAUAUUAUUGAAAACCAGUAUUAUUGGGUGUUAUUGGGCAGCAUGAUCUAUGGAGAUCUAUUGUAAACUUUAUAAAAGAUCUUAAACAGUAACUUUAUUGUGAACUAACUAUGCUAUUCAUGUGUUUAAGUGGAAUAUAUGAUAAUAUGAUGCCUUCUGAAGGGAAUAGAUUUAGGCCUACUCACUUAUUUUCACUGUUCAUAAUAAAAAAACUUGGAAUUUUAA
Molecule: messenger RNA, 3256 nt
Organism: Nilaparvata lugens (brown planthopper)
Lineage: Eukaryota; Metazoa; Arthropoda; Insecta; Hemiptera; Delphacidae
Product: myb-like protein AA
Exons: 12
Coding region: 418-2712 (764 amino acids)
Molecular function (GO): protein binding
Source: RefSeq, a predicted model, not a curated record